Messenger RNA from Pelobates fuscus (common spadefoot toad), 1590 nucleotides. RefSeq names its product BAF nuclear assembly factor 1 (gene BANF1). Gene Ontology annotation, molecular function: DNA binding. The transcript has 3 exons. Lineage: Eukaryota; Metazoa; Chordata; Amphibia; Anura; Pelobatidae. The record is from RefSeq and is a predicted model, not a curated record. The coding region runs from base 110 to 382 and encodes 90 amino acids.
GGGGUGAGCUUUUCGGAAGUAGUAUUUUUUUUUUUUUUUAAUUUGCAGCCGUUAGCCAGCUUGGCGGGAAGGAGUUAGUGCUCUAAAAGUAAUCUAAAAUUGUGUGAAGAUGUCGUCCACGUCACAAAAACAUCGGGACUUUGUUGCUGAGCCAAUGGGAGACAAGACUGUACAGUGUCUCCCAGGUAUCGGUGAUGUACUGGGACAGAGGCUCGAGCAGAAAGGGUUUGACAAGGCCUAUGUGGUGCUGGGUCAGUUUCUCUUAUUGAAGAAGGAUGAAGAGCUCUUUAAGGAGUGGCUGAAGGAUAGCUGUUCUGCCAAUGCAAAGCAGUCCCGCGACUGUUGCGGCUGUUUGAAAGAAUGGUGCGAUGCCUUCUUGUAAAUCAGGAAUUCUAAGAACUUCAAUGCCCCUCCCAAACCGAGCCCCAGGGAAAUUCAUCAUACAGCCACAUCUUUAAGAGAAAUCUUGACAAUGUAGUAUGCCUUGAUUACAUCUUAAAUAGUUCUGAAAUGUGUUCAGGUUCCACUUAAAUGUACAAUAUGUUUAAUUUACACAGGUGAAUCCAAUAGGACUGACACAUUAAACGAUUCACAUAUGUCUAAAUAACAUGUAUUAAAUACUCCAAGCACCAUAAUCACUACAGACCACUGUAGUAGUUUUGCUGCCAUGAAGGUGCAUGCACGGUCCCAUGGUUAGUACACAUUGACGGCUUACCUGUGUCACUCUGAAGCUGAAAGUCCCUAGAGUAAAGCUAGAUUUUUCUGCUAAAGAGGAUGUUGCUGGCGCACAGCAGGAACCAAGUAAAACAGUUUAUCUUGCUGUGAUACAGCACCUAGGCACUCCUGGCACCAUGGCCAGUGCAGCGGGUUCUAGUGGUUAUAGUACUUGGAGUGUUCCUUGAAGUAUCUGAAUUGAACUUGAAAAUCAGUAGGCCCAAUUAUACUUAUUUUUAGUGCACCUUCUACAAAAUAAUAGAUAUUAUCUAUAUAUAUUUUAUCAUAGUAAUGCUGACAUUACUUCCCACAAUAUGUGUAAUUUCGGUUGGCCCUAGAUUUUAACACUGCAUUACUGAUUCAUAAUUAACAUAUUUUUCUUUGCAUGUUUUAAUAGUUAAAUCGUUUAUGACUAGAUGUUUGUAACAGGUUUUUUAACAGCUGUAGCUAGAAUCUGGAAAAAAAACAAAGUAUUGAAAAUUAUUGUCACAGGUAUACACCGCUAAAUUAUGAACUAUUCAUUUUCAAGUUUUCCUAAAUUAUUGUGACACAGAAUAUAAUUUAAGUCCAUGUAUGUCUUCAAAAAUAUGUCACAUGUUAACAGAUUGGGGUUUUGAAAAAAUCACAAUGCCUGCCUUUUUAAGAAUAAAAAAAUAUUCCUUCUCCAUGUUUGCAGUCUACAUUUAAUAUCUACUUUUUGAAAUGUCCAUGCCGAGGGCUGCAGCUUUGUUUUUACGGAUUAGUAUAUAGUUAAGUAUUAGAGAAGAUUGAUAUUUUUUUUCACUAACUUGUUAAGCAUAUAUAUUUUUCCUCCAACUUAGAAUUGCCUCUUUCAGAAAUUAUUGUACAUGUUUUUCUUUUUUGUUGGGGGUUCCU